GCACGGUGUUCCCAUUAGUGAUCCUAUGUAGAUGCGUUACGGAGUGCCUUUAGCUAGGGUGUGUCUAGUAAAACUAAUGGGGUGAGCUUCAAUAUAGAAGACUCCCACAAACAUUUAUUUUAGAGAUCGGUUCGCCGUUACAGCACCAUUUAGAUAAACCGGUGUAAUCAUCUCAAAAGAAGCAGGAGGAACGGUACAACAUUGGUGCAAAACAAAACUAUUCAAUCCAGGGCUUUCAGAAGACGCUACUCAGAAGCAACGAAGCCAAGGAAAAGAAUUUGGUGACUUUCAAGCAUCAACAGACUACGUAAAUAUACGAAAACAUAAGGACCGCGCUAGCCUAUAUGCGUUCAACCGACUUCGAAAACUUCAAUUACUAUCUGUCCUCCGUCAAUCCAAUCUUCAAAGGUCGUGGAGAGGAAAGCGCGGUCGAGUUUGAAACUGGUUUAGCUUUCCUGCCGUGUCUGCGAUUUCUUUGUUCAUUUUGAUUAACAUUUCGUCUUAUACGAAUUUCUGCUUAUUGUAAACAGUGAGAAACACUUCACUUAGACUGUUUACAGCGGAGACAUGUCACUGAUACUUGAACUCCGGUUCAGGACUGUUUAUUCAUGUUUCCUGUCGUGUGGGAUUAGCACCUUGCUGUUGGUGCUUAUGGUGUUUUCACAACACAUAGGCCUUUGUGCUCCUUGGUUUUGGAUAUCAGAUACGUUUCUUGACCUUUUUAUCACGUCGAAAAUCUUCUUGUUAGUAUUCAAUGUUAUAAUUAUUGGUUUGACAACACUCAUGUUUCGGGCUAGACUGUCAGUAACGGAUCGUGUUUUCCGUAAUAUAUAUCAGAUAUGUGGGGUUUUCUUCAACUGGCGUGAUUUUAAAAUCCUUUUUUCUAGCAUGAUGCUGGGUGCAAUAAAUAGUCUGGUUGUAGCAAAAAUCUUAGCAACUGGAAAGUAUGGGUCAUUUUUCGAAUACAAUCAUUUUCCUUCCGUGAACCAAAGAGCGCUUAUACUAACAACUUGUGGAGCAUUUAUGGGUUUGCUGUUUUGUAUUACAGUGCUCGUCAUGAAUAAACUGACGCUUAACUACUCAUGUCCAAUUGGCAACAUAUUCGUGAUAACGAAGGAGCAUAUGUUUACUCGUCUACUCACAACUGUCGGGAGAGUAUUAUAUUUUUUGCCACUCUACUCAGUAUGCUCAAAUCUGUUUUGGUAUCCCCAAUGGCUCUCCUUUAUUUGGCUUAUUUUGGAUAUUCGACUAAUUCUUUUGAUUCUGAUCACAACCUUUCACCUCCAGUUUUCAUGGAGUUGUGCAAUCGAUGUCCUAAAGUCACAGUUUCAGAAACCUAUCGAAUUCCCUUUGUCCUCUGUCCUUGACCCUUCCAGUUCAGUUCAAGGCGUUCUAGGUGGUUGCGCUAAUCCUUUAGAACAACAUUUAACUUUGGAAAGAUUGGCUGAUUUGGUGGCUACUAAUCAAAAUGUGAGGUCUUCCAUAUUUUCGCUCAGUCACUUGGGUGGUAGGCCUGUAUUGUGGAGGCAAAUAAGUAAUUUAUGUUUCCAGUUAAUUGAGCAGUUUGUGUCAAAUGCUCGUGAAUCAAAUACUCGUGGAACAAACUUGCUAAAUACACCUCUUUGGCCUAAAAAUAUUGAUUUUAAAUAUAAACAGUAUCUACCCUCAUCAUUUGAAUCAAAUCUGCGUCAACGCAACAGUGCUAAACUAUUGUCUGCUACUAAUGAAAAUGUGUCUGAUAUGCAGCCUUCCGGGUCCAUAAUUGCUCGAAAUUUAAUAAAUGCUGGUCGAACUUUGCUUUCUAAGGUAUACACGCGGUUGUCUCGAACACAACUGUUCAGUAUUCUAUCUUCAGAAAUACCCUAUGCUUCGUCAGCACACCUUUUCUCAACUGCUACAGAUAUUGGCUGCGCAAACGACCUGGACUUCGAUAAACCGUUAGUACGAACGAGUGGUCAAGUUAUUAUCUGGGCAACAGAAAUCUUAGCUUGUUUGACACUGGCCGCUUACAAUGAAGACCAAUUUGGUUCGGUUCAACAGACUCUUGGGCGGAUCUUACUACUUUUUGCUGAUGGAUUAGAAGCAGUUGAAAAGCACUUGAGGUUCAUCGGUUUGCUCUCCACUCAGUACAAACAAGCAGUAAACUGUCCAGUUUCUGAUAGCUUCUACACGAGUACAAUAUUAUCCGCUGGACAUCUUCAAACUCCAUUAAAAAGUUUGAAUAAACUUUCAGGCAAUUCAUUCCCCUCAAACGAUUUAUGUAAAUUAACAUAUUAUCGUUUUGCAUCCGAUGCCAGUCUUCCAUGGCGUGUUUAUGCAACGUUUUGUUGGGCUCUAACAAACUGCCUAAGUCAAUAUGAUGGUUGUUUUGCGUAAGUCCCGCUAUUUUAUUAUGUAACCACUUCCUCCUUAUGCAUAAAACUAAACAGACUACUUUGCUGGUAGAAUCAUAUAAAAUAGCAAACUUAUAUUGUUCAUUGCUAAACCUAACGUUAAUAAAGUGAUCUGUUAUUGGAAUCGGUAACUUGAAGUGGCGUUGCCCACUUUUUCCAUGUUUAUUUGGCUUUAUCAUAAAUAUUCGUUAAGAGAUAACGCUCCCAUUGUCUAACUUUUCAAAGGGUGAUCGUCUAUUGAGAUUCACUUGUUGACUUCGAAUACGCAGAGAAUGUAGCUUUUUUCGGUUAAAACUGACAAGAUUCAGAGUCUCCUGAACACUUUAAGCAACAAUGCAAUGAUAUUUAGGGUGCGACACCUUCCCUCUAAGUGCGAAAUGUUACUUUAGGGUAGGUCCACGUUAUCACCUGAAUCAAUGAUGGGGAGCAGAGUAGUCGAGUGUCGACUAAUUUACUUAUCUUGGGUGUUUCAUCAGUCUUGAUCGGCUGGUGUCUGACGAAGUCUCGGUACAAAUUAAGAAAAUCCGAUUGGAUUUUGUCAACUCCCGCCACUUGUGGCAUAGAGAUAUCUCCCUGCCAACCAAAUGAUGAGCUUACUGCAUAGCAGUUUGCCCCGUCCUACUUCAAUAAAUGAAAUGACGAUAUCUACUGAAAAUUCUAUUCACGCUCCUAUUGAAAGUCAGACAACUCACACUAUUAUUAUUUACGUCACUUAUUCACUCUCUUUUAUUCCCGAUAUGUGUACCCUUUUCAACUUAUGCAGCAGCUCGCCCAUGGUGGAAACUCUUUUCUAUCUAAACAAUCUCCAGUCAAUGUCUGGUCGAAAAUGAAUGCUUCCACUGAAUACAAAUACUGAACCAGUCUUUCUAAAACCACGUACACCGUUCAAACUGGCUUCCUUCAACGUUCGCACACU
This is a messenger RNA of Schistosoma rodhaini, 3309 nucleotides long. The record is from the annotation of a GenBank genome assembly. NCBI's taxonomy places the organism in Eukaryota, Metazoa, Platyhelminthes, Trematoda, Strigeidida, Schistosomatidae.